AUGGCGGACGAGGUGAUUCUUCUUGAUUACUGGCCGAGUAUGUUCGGAAUGAGAACAAGGAUUGCUCUAGAGGAGAAAAACAUCAAAUUCGAUUACAGAGACCAAGACCUCUUCAAUAAAGACUCGUUUCUCCUCGAGAUGAACUCGGUUCACAAGAAAUUCCCGGUUCUCAUCCACAAUGGUAAACCGGUCUGUGAAUCUCUCAUCCAGAUCGAGUACAUCGACGAGACUUGGCCUGGAAAAAACCAACUCCUUCCUUCUGAUCCUUACCAAAGAGCUCAGGCCAGGUUUUGGGGAAACUUCAUCGACAACAAGGUGCAUGGUCCAACGAGGUUGAUCUGGGGAGCGAAAGGCGAAGAGCAAGAGGCCGGGAAGAAGGAGUUUAUUGAGGUGCUCAAGAAGCUAGAGUCCGAGCUUGGAGAGAAGACUUACUUCGGAGGCGAGACGUUCGGGUACGUGGAUAUUGCUCUCAUCGGAUUCUACAGCUGGUUUCAAGCGUUUGAGAAGUUUGGGAGUUUCAGCAUCGAACCAGAGUGUCCAAAACUGAUCGCGUGGGCUAAAAGGUGCGUCAAGAGAGAGAGUGUGGCUAAGUCUCUUCCUGCUUCCGAGAAGAUCACUGAGUUCGUCCCUGAGCUAAAGAAAAGAAUUGGAAUCGAGUAA
This is a messenger RNA of Microthlaspi erraticum, 660 nucleotides long. The record is from the annotation of a GenBank genome assembly. NCBI's taxonomy places the organism in Eukaryota, Viridiplantae, Streptophyta, Magnoliopsida, Brassicales, Brassicaceae.